UAUCAUAACAUAUGAAUUUCAUAUCACUAAUAAUAUUUUUCUUUACAAUACGAGGACCAAGUUCAUUAAUCAAAGUUUAAAAUAUAUUUUAGUAAAAUACUCGUUUAGAAAAUACCCAAUUAUAUUUUCGUUAACAAUCUAUUUAUACGUAUAUUUUUAAAUGUUUGUUAACGCUAUAGCUACUCUUCACGCCGCAUUCAAGUGUCAGUCUCCAAUUAGCCUUGUAACGAAACGACUUUUGAGCUUCAGCAUCAAUACAAAAAUGCCUAUCAAAGUUGGAGACGUCAUACCCAGCGUGGAUUUAUCAGAGAAUACACCCAACAACAAAAUUAACAUUUUGGACCUAUGCAAAGAUAAAACUGUAGUAUUAUUUGCAGUACCUGGUGCAUUUACUCCAGGAUGUUCUAAGUCGCAUUUACCUGGUUAUGUAAGCACAGCUGAUGAUAUAAAGAAAAAAGGAGUAGACGAAAUUGUCUGUGUUUCAGUGAAUGAUGCAUUUGUUAUGGCAGCCUGGGCAAAAGAUCAGAAUUCAGAAGGAAAGGUGCGUUUACUUGCUGAUCCCCAAGCCGAGCUAACAAAAGCAUUUGAUUUAGCUAUUGAUUUGCCACCGUUAGGUGGUAUUCGCUCCAAACGAUACUCUAUGUUGAUUAAAAAUGGCAAAGUAGAACAACUGAAUGUGGAACCAGACAACACUGGUCUUUCUUGCUCAUUGGCAAACAAUCUCACUUUGUAGUUCUUUAAUUUAUUUUUUAUUUUAUUUGGCUUCAUGAUAAUUUUUUUUUUUGUGUUUUAAACUUUGUUAAUCAAUUUUCAUUUCAAUAUUGCUUAUUUCUAUGUAAAACUGUAUACAUUUGUAUAAUGUUAUUUAAUGAAACUCAUUAAAAACCUAUAUAUUGUGUAAUCAAACAAUAUUUUACUGAAAAUGUACAUUAUAAAAAUAAUUAUUUUAAA
This is a messenger RNA of Adelges cooleyi (spruce gall adelgid), 951 nucleotides long. It is a transcript of the gene Prx5, whose product is annotated as peroxiredoxin-5, mitochondrial. Gene Ontology annotation, molecular function: thioredoxin peroxidase activity. Gene Ontology annotation, biological process: cell redox homeostasis; hydrogen peroxide catabolic process; cellular response to oxidative stress. The coding region runs from base 161 to 733 and encodes 190 amino acids. NCBI's taxonomy places the organism in Eukaryota, Metazoa, Arthropoda, Insecta, Hemiptera, Adelgidae. Gene Ontology annotation, cellular component: peroxisome; mitochondrion; cytoplasm. The record is from RefSeq and is a predicted model, not a curated record. The transcript is spliced from 4 exons.